Molecule: messenger RNA, 1405 nt
Organism: Strongylocentrotus purpuratus (purple sea urchin)
Lineage: Eukaryota; Metazoa; Echinodermata; Echinoidea; Camarodonta; Strongylocentrotidae
Gene: stx17
Product: syntaxin-17
Exons: 7
Coding region: 197-1243 (348 amino acids)
Source: RefSeq, a predicted model, not a curated record
CGAGCUCGAGUGACGUUAUAUUAUUAUGCGGGAAUUCCCACGGCCGAUUUCGUAAACAAAAGUCGAAGACAGCUUUUCCAUCUCUUGUUCCAUUUCUUAUCAUAUAUCAAUGCGAAAGAAAUUUACCUGUAUUUUUCUGAUGGACAGGAAAUAGCAUAUGAACAUCAAGAGUUUCCUUACCUAGCCAUGAAGAGCAAUGGCAGAGUUUGGUGAAAGCCCAAGUUGCAGAGACCAAGAACCCACAGAUAUCAUGAAACAGCCUAUCAAGAAGCUUGAACCUGCAAUCAACAGGUUCACCAAGAUCGCAAUACCAGUGGACCUAGAAAGGCUUGCCAAUCAUUGCAGAAACAUUCAGAAGUUUCAGCAACUACAACAAUGGGAUAAACUAAGAGUGGAGCAGAUUAAUGCCAGGAGAACAGUACAACAACUCAAAGCCAAUGUCCGGGAGAUGGAGAAGGUCAGAAUGCAGGUCUGUGAUGACGACCAGAAGACAUUUGAUGACCAGGUCGCACCGGUCAAGGAAGAGGUCAUCCAAGCUGUAGUAAAGGUCAUUGAGCUAUGUGGGGUAGAGAGUUCACCGCUAGACCCACCAAUCAUGACCCAGUCACUCACAGAAUCGCUGCUUGGCACUGACGAGGGUCUGCGAUCUAGAUUUAGACAUACAAACUCACUUGAAGCAAGUAGCCAUAGUUCUUCCAUGGAGUCCUCGGAUGCUAUCCCAGAAGACUUAACACAAGAAGCCAGUGAAGUGCAUCAUCCCCUUCUACACGAUGAGCAACAACAACAGCAGCAACAAACUCAAGAAGCUGCGAUGCCAUCGGAGCAAGUCCAAGAAUCAUGGGACAUGCUGAAAAAUGAGCUGGUUGAAUUAAACAGCCUCACGCAUGAGUUUGCUGCCCAAGUACAGGCACAGCAAGAGCAGGUGGACAGUAUACAGAACAACAUUCAGGUAGCUCAGACAAAUAUCCAAACUGGUGUGAAACAUCUCUUAAAGGCAUCUACGUACAAAGCAGCCAUGCUACCAAUAGGUGGCGCCAUUCUAGGAGGAAUAUGUGGCGGCCCUGUUGGCUUCGUGGCUGGUAUGAAGGUCGGUGCGGCCGCUGCCAUUGGGGGCGGGGCUAUAGGCUUCUUGAGUGGACGCGCCAUCAAGAAACGCCAAGACAAGAAGAUCCAGAUGGAGAUGUCGGUUCUCACUAACGGGACUCUAGAGGGCAGUGUGGCAGAAUCGAGCAAGGACAAGUGAAAGAAACUAGAAGAAUCCUGAUGGAUGAGCGAAAGGAAACCGCACCGUGUUGGUGAAUGGAGCAACCCGAGGCAUCAUCAAGAUGCCAUAUGGAGACAAUACAUGCUCUGUAGUCCAUGGUGCCGAGAUGUGGCUUCCACUUUAGAUGGAAAUUCAAGUGAA